Molecule: messenger RNA, 924 nt
Organism: Cyclocybe aegerita
Lineage: Eukaryota; Fungi; Basidiomycota; Agaricomycetes; Agaricales; Hemipholiotaceae
Source: the annotation of a GenBank genome assembly
AUGGGAGACAUCGACCUUCGGAAGAUCAGAGUAGAUGACAUCGUGAUCGCGUUCAUGGGCCCGACGGGAUCUGGGAAGAGCAAUCUCAUAGACGUUCUUACCGGACAAGUUGGAUCGAAGAGGCUUUCUGGGAGCAAGCUCCGGUCGUGUACCCAGGACGUCUACGCUGUCCGACUGUUGAACCAUGAGGUCUAUGGCGACAGACUGGUGUUCGUCGACACGCCGGGGUUCGACGACACAGACAGAAGCGACAUGGAAAUUCUGAGGAUGAUCGGGAAAUGGCUGCAGCGAACCUACGAAGCCUCCAUCAAGCUCGCUGGCAUCGUCUACCUGCAUCGAAUAACCGACAACAGGAUGUCAGGCUCUCCGCACCGCAACCUGCGUAUGUUCGGAGAACUGUGCGGGGACCGUGCCACGUCAAAGGUCGCCCUGGUCACCACGAUGUGGGAUAGAGUGAACCAAGCUAUCGGCGAGAAACGGCAGCAAGAACUGGAGCGGAAUUACUUCCGCGAGCUCCUCAUCCGCGGGGCGAUCCCGAUGCGGUUCAACAACACCGAACGUGCGGCGUGGAACAUCGUCGACACUAUCAUCAGAGAAGGAGACAGGGAGGAGAUCCUGCUACAGGAAGAGCUCGUCGAGCUCAGGAGGCGGCUAAACGAAACCAGCGCAGGCAGGGCAAUAUACAACACCUUCCAGAAGCUAUUGAAGGACCAGAGAGAGGUCGUACGGGAGCUCGCACGGUUGGCCAAGGCUCAGAAUAAUAUGAGACUGGUUUCGGAGAUGAACUUGGAGUAUAAGAGGAUCCAGCGGGAGUUCGAGAAAUCUUUCGGCCAGAUCGCCGAGUUGAAGGUCCCGCUUGGGAGGAGAAUUAUCCUGUACCUUUUCGGGAAGAAGUCGAGAGCAAAGUCGUUAGUUCUUGUAUGA